This is a messenger RNA of Miscanthus lutarioriparius, 945 nucleotides long. NCBI's taxonomy places the organism in Eukaryota, Viridiplantae, Streptophyta, Magnoliopsida, Poales, Poaceae. The record is from the annotation of a GenBank genome assembly.
AUGGCAUCGCGUAAGCUUCUCAUGGGCCUCACAGCCAAGAGGCGGCUACAAUCCCGCACUCAGCAACUAUUCUGGGCCACCAGUCUCCCUGAAGCUACCACCUCUCGGUCCCUCAUGGUGUCCGCUGCAAUGGCGCGGCUAUCGGGAAGGUCUCCAGCUGCUUUUCUCUUAUCUUCAAGGACCAUCUCAUCGACGCAGCCCGUGACACAGUCCGCAGGAGAUGUAUCUGGCUCUGGCUCAUCUGCAUUGGAGCACAAGUUGGCAAUGCAAGAGGAUGAGUUUCACAAAUUAGCAGAUGAGACGAUUCAUGAUUUGCUUGAAAAACUUGAGGAGUAUGGUGACUCCAUUCAGAUGGAUGGUUUCGACAUAGAGUACGGGAAUCAGGUUUUGACACUAAGGCUUCGGGAUUUGGGGACAUAUGUUAUAAACAAGCAAACGCCAAACAAACAAAUCUGGCUAUCUUCACCUGUGAGUGGGCCUUCUAGGUUUGAUUGGGAUGCAACAACUAAUGGUUGGAUAUACAAGAGGACUGGAGUGAACCUUGUGCAGCUGCUGGAGGAGGAGAUUGGUGAGCUCUGUGGUACUCCAUUUGGAAUAACUAACUUCCCCUCGCUGGUAACGGGACACAGUAUUAUUCAUCAGCUCAGGGCUCAGUCUGACCAUGAGGAUGCACUCCAUCUGAUCCAGCGCCCCAUCCCCGUCCAGGUCGCCUUCCUUCAUCAUCUCCAGGAGCUCAUCAUCCCGGAGCUGGCCAAGCCCGAGCCUGGCCGCGUUCUGCUUCAGGCUCCGGAACGUGAUCUUUCCUGCACGGAGGCGCCCUUGUCUGAGUCCAUGCUGGAAUUAUCCCGCGAGAUCAUAGCAAAGAUUGAAGACAUGGCAACGGUUGGCAAGAUUUGUGGACUUGUGGUUCGUAGUGGGUUAUGGAGGAGGUGGGUGUUUAUAUAA